AUGGACACAUCCUUCUGCUCUCCCCUGCAGCUCCAGGACGACUACUUUAUGUUCGAGUCUCUGCUGGACAAGUCCCUGGCCCCUGACUGGGCCUCCGACCCGGGCUAUUGCAGCGGCGGCAGCAGCCUGUCUCCCACCUCCUCCGUGGACUCCUUCUGCUUCUCCCCGGCCUCCCUGCAGCUGGCGGGACACCAACAAGACGCCUUGGAUAGUUUCCUGUUCCCCAGCCCGGCGGAGCCUCAGGCGGCCUGCCAGAACCAGAACCAGAACGAGACUCCCCUCUGCCCCGAGUUGUCCCCUGCAGCCACGGCCACCACGGCCACCGCCAGGAAGUCCCGGUCCCGGUACCCGGGGAAGAAGCGUCAGACGGCCAGCGAGAGGGAGAAGCUGAGGAUGAGGGAUCUGACCAAAUCCAUGCACCACCUGCGCUCGUACCUGCCGCCCUCGGUGGCGCCGGCCGGCCAGAGCCUGACCAAGAUCGAGACGCUGCGCCUCACCAUCCGCUACAUCUCCUACCUGUCGGCCCAGCUGGGGCUGAGCGACGAGGCGCUGGAGCAGAGGAAGCAGGUCCAGACCCCCGGACAUCUCCCGCCUCAGCCGGAAGCCCCCUACGCCCCGCAGACGUCCAGCUACGCCCCGCAGACGUCCGGCUGCUACUCCCCGCAGACAUCCGGCUGCUACGCCCCGCAGACGUCCGGCUGCUACUCCCCGCAGACGCUCGGCUGCUACUCCCCGCAGACGCCCGGCUGCUACGCCCCGCAGACGUCCAGCAUGGAGCACUUACCGUCUCUGCAGCAUCCAUAUCAGAUGUCUGCAGGACUUUGCCUCAGCAGCGAGCCUGAGCAGAGCUGGACGCCCCAGCAGCAAACACACACCUUCACCUUCCCUGGACGCUGUUGA
Molecule: messenger RNA, 900 nt
Organism: Cololabis saira (Pacific saury)
Lineage: Eukaryota; Metazoa; Chordata; Actinopteri; Beloniformes; Belonidae
Product: mesoderm posterior protein 1-like
Exons: 2
Coding region: 1-900 (299 amino acids)
Biological process (GO): heart morphogenesis; mesoderm formation; somite rostral/caudal axis specification
Cellular component (GO): nucleus
Molecular function (GO): protein dimerization activity; RNA polymerase II cis-regulatory region sequence-specific DNA binding; DNA-binding transcription factor activity, RNA polymerase II-specific
Source: RefSeq, a predicted model, not a curated record